Microcebus murinus (gray mouse lemur) is the source of this 5041-nucleotide messenger RNA. RefSeq names its product signal transducer and activator of transcription 5B (gene STAT5B). Gene Ontology annotation, molecular function: DNA binding; DNA-binding transcription factor activity. The record is from RefSeq and is a predicted model, not a curated record. Gene Ontology annotation, biological process: regulation of DNA-templated transcription; signal transduction. Lineage: Eukaryota; Metazoa; Chordata; Mammalia; Primates; Cheirogaleidae.
UGCUGAAUGUCUACAUUUUGAAAUUUUAAAGCUAAAAUUCAGUUCAAGAAUACUGUCUUUAGUCUACCAAAAGGGCUGAAAACAUUUAUUUUUAUAACUGUGUGAAUAUUUAGUAGAUUUGAAAGGGGAGUAAAGAAAAAAACAACCAAACCACUGAUUGUUUGUUUAACAGAUUGUAAACCAUGGCUGUGUGGAUACAAGCUCAGCAGCUCCAAGGAGAAGCCCUUCAUCAGAUGCAGGCGUUAUAUGGCCAACAUUUCCCCAUUGAGGUGCGGCAUUAUUUAUCCCAGUGGAUUGAAAGCCAAGCUUGGGACUCAAUAGAUCUUGAUAAUCCACAGGAGAACAUUAAGGCCACCCAGCUCCUGGAGGGCCUGGUGCAAGAGCUGCAGAAGAAGGCGGAGCACCAGGUGGGGGAAGAUGGGUUUUUACUGAAGAUCAAGCUGGGGCACUACGCCACGCAGCUCCAGAGCACAUACAACCGCUGCCCCAUGGAGCUGGUCCGCUGCAUCCGCCACAUCUUGUACAACGAACAGAGGCUAGUCCGAGAGGCCAACAAUGGCAGCUCUCCGGCUGGAAGUCUCGCUGACGCCAUGUCCCAGAAACACCUUCAGAUCAACCAGACAUUUGAGGAGCUGCGACUGGUCACGCAGGACACAGAGAACGAGCUGAAGAAGCUGCAGCAGACGCAGGAGUACUUCAUCAUCCAGUACCAGGAGAGCCUGAGGAUCCAGGCUCAGUUUGCCCAGCUGGCCCAGCUGAGCCCCCAGGAGCGGCUGAGCCGGGAGACGGCCCUGCAGCAGAAGCAGGUGUCCCUGGAGGCCUGGCUGCAGCGCGAGGCGCAGACGCUGCAGCAGUACCGCGUGGAGCUGGCCGAGAAGCACCAGAAGACCCUGCAGCUGCUGCGGAAGCAGCAGACCAUCAUUCUGGACGACGAGCUGAUCCAGUGGAAGCGGCGGCAGCAGCUGGCCGGCAACGGCGGGCCCCCCGAGGGCAGCCUGGACGUGCUGCAGUCCUGGUGUGAGAAGCUGGCCGAGAUCAUCUGGCAGAACCGGCAGCAGAUCCGCAGGGCCGAGCACCUCUGCCAGCAGCUGCCCAUCCCCGGGCCAGUGGAGGAGAUGUUGGCCGAGGUCAAUGCCACCAUCACAGACAUCAUCUCAGCCCUGGUGACCAGCACGUUCAUCAUCGAGAAGCAGCCGCCUCAGGUCCUGAAGACCCAGACCAAGUUCGCAGCCACCGUGCGCCUGCUGGUGGGCGGGAAGCUGAAUGUGCACAUGAACCCCCCCCAGGUGAAGGCCACCAUCAUCAGCGAGCAGCAGGCCAAGUCCCUGCUCAAGAACGAGAACACCCGCAACGAUUACAGCGGGGAGAUACUGAACAACUGCUGUGUCAUGGAGUAUCACCAAGCCAUGGGCACCCUCAGCGCCCACUUCAGGAACAUGUCCCUGAAACGAAUUAAGAGGUCUGACCGUCGUGGGGCAGAGUCGGUGACAGAAGAAAAAUUUACAAUCCUGUUCGAAUCACAGUUCAGUGUUGGUGGAAAUGAACUUGUUUUUCAAGUCAAGACCCUGUCCCUGCCAGUGGUGGUGAUCGUGCACGGCAGCCAGGACAACAACGCGACAGCCACCGUUCUCUGGGACAAUGCUUUCGCAGAGCCUGGCAGGGUGCCAUUUGCCGUGCCCGACAAAGUGCUGUGGCCGCAGCUGUGCGAGGCACUCAACAUGAAAUUCAAGGCGGAAGUGCAGAGCAACCGGGGCCUGACCAAGGAGAACCUCGUGUUCCUGGCGCAGAAACUGUUCAACAACAGCAGCAGCCACCUCGAGGACUACAGCAACAUGUCCGUGUCCUGGUCCCAGUUCAACAGGGAGAAUUUACCAGGACGGAAUUACACUUUCUGGCAGUGGUUUGACGGUGUGAUGGAAGUGUUAAAAAAACAUCUCAAGCCUCAUUGGAACGAUGGGGCCAUUCUAGGGUUCGUGAACAAGCAACAGGCCCACGACCUGCUCAUUAACAAGCCAGAUGGGACCUUCCUGCUGAGAUUCAGUGAUUCAGAAAUUGGUGGCAUCACCAUCGCGUGGAAGUUUGAUUCUCAGGAGAGGAUGUUUUGGAAUCUGAUGCCUUUCACCACCAGAGACUUCUCGAUCCGGUCCCUGGCCGACCGCUUGGGGGACUUGAAUUACCUUAUCUACGUGUUUCCUGAUCGGCCCAAAGAUGAAGUGUACUCCAAAUACUACACGCCUGUGUCCUGCGAGCCUGCCACUGCUAAAGCAGUUGACGGAUACGUGAAGCCACAGAUCAAGCAAGUGGUCCCUGAGUUUGUGAACGUGUCUGCGGACGCCGGGGCCAGCACCACCUACAUGGACCAGGCACCCUCCCCGUCUGUGUGCCCCCAGCCUCACUAUAACAUGUACCCACCGAACCCUGACUCAGUCCUGGAGACCGAUGGGGACUUCGAUCUGGAAGACACGAUGGACGUGGCGCGGCGCGUAGAGGAGCUGCUCGGCCGCCCGAUGGACAGUCAGUGGAUCCCCCACGCGCAGUCCUGACCCCUCGGCCUCGCCGUCUUCAGUUCUUGUCCUCGCCAGAGGAGUCACUCUUGUGGAUGUUCUAAUUCCAUGAAUCGCUUCUCUUUGGAAACAAUACUCAUAAUGUGAAGUGUUAUUACUAGUUGUGACUUUAGUGUUUCUGUGCAUGGUGGCACCAGUGAAGGGAGCGUGAGUGUGUGCGUGUGUGCAUGUGUGUGUGUUUGCACGUCGUGUUCCUCUCUCUUGCUGUCCUAAGUUUAGCAGGGGCCACGAACCGAGGCUGUGCUGAUUUUUACCUUGUGCAUAAAGGCAGUUAGUUCCGUGAACCCUGGAACUUGGCCAGGUGUCUUAGGGGUGGCUGAACUUUGAUAUGUGACUGUUCAAGUAAAAGAAGGACAAAGGGAGGAGAGAGCCCCCCUCCCUAGUGAGUCUUUGUCACCCUGUCUGCCAAGCAUGUGAUACAUAACCGUGAUCGUCUCUGCUUUUCUUCUGAAAUGUAGCUAACUGCCUUUUGACCAAGAAAGCCGGUCCUCCUUCCAUCCCUCCCUGCUGCCCCUCUGCUCUUGGACAGGGAGGGGAAGAGGGGCAGCUUACAAAGGUUGCUGGGGCAAGGGAAGUCACAAGUUUCCAGAUGGGUGAUGGCUUUUUAUGUUAUCAUUCAACCCAUCUUAACAUUCUCUCUUGGUCCUCCCUUCCCCUCCUCCCCCUGCCCCUGGAAUUGCCACUUUGCUCCUAUACAGACACGUUUGGCAAAAUAAAGGAAGGAAAAGAGGGUCACAUACCUGAGAGCUUACAGUGUUGAUGUGCUUUGUGUUUGGCCAGAGUGGAGUGCCCAGCCCUGACUUGCCGGCACCAAGCUUGUCGCCUCGUUGCCCUGGAGAGCUGGGCGCCCUCUGAGCCAGCACAACCCGGGGCUUUCUCCAGGCUUAUUGAUAAUGGCUUUUUGCAAAUGUUAAAUGAUGUUUUUGUUUCAAAAUUGGAUCUUUUUUGUUUUCCCAUUCCCACACCAAUUUGGCAUCAAAAUUCUCUCUUCCUGCAUCCAUGCAGGGUCGUUCAUACCCAGGUCCCCUCAUUUCCCUUUACUGUCCACGGGCGUCUCGAGGAGCAGGUGGCAGGAACAGGGGCCUGUGGUCUGAACAGGGGCCCGGCUGGUCCCGCAGGAGCUCGCCCUCCUGGCGGGUGCUGGGUGUCAGGCCUCGGGAACACGGGGAAGCAGUCAGCGGGUUUGGCGGGGAGCUGACGAACUAUAAAGACAAAACAACAAGCCUAAGUGUCAUUUUGUUCCACAAUUUCUUCUGUAGCUUUACACCAGAAGGAAGGAAUGGGCUUUCUCCGGUGGGUGGGGGUAGGGGUGAGCAGGUGUAGCUUACAGACAAGGCCUAUAAGGCCACCUCUGGUCCCCCUCUCCAAAAGAAGGGCAUGACCACACCCAGGAGAGGAUGGCCCAAAAAACCUUAUUUUUAUACAUGUGAGUAAAUAGAUAUUUUUUUUACAAAAAUAACUUCUGAAUCUAUCAGUGUUUUGCUGUUAAAUGAAAAUAUUCCUCUGUAGUAAAUUAUUUAUUGGAAGAUGACUUUUUAAAAGCUGCUGUUUGCCUUGGCUUGGUUUCAUACACUGAUUUAUUUUUCUAUGCCAGGCAGUAGAACCUCUCUGCCUCUGAGGAGCAGGCUGAGCCUUCCAUGGAUACCAGCACUGAUGAAGGAGGCUGCUAAGCCCCCCGCCCCCAGAUUUGAUGAAAAUUCCUCCCAAGGGACAGGCACUUUAGGGAAGGGCACUAAGGGAAGCCUGGCUACUUGGGGACCCAGGCUCAAAGAGCGCUCCCUGCUGGUCGUUCAGAGAUGCUUCACCAGCACCCGCCUCUGAGGUCACCCCCUUUGUUCCAGCAACCCUGGGGCGGAGAGGAGAGGAGGUUGGCACAAUUUCGUGUUGGGAUGGACCCAGCCCGGGGCCUGCUAAGGGCAGAGCAGUCUGGCCGUCCCUGGCCGCCCAGAGCUCGCAUCACAGUUGGCACCGGGUUGGGAAGGAAGAGGGCUGAAGUGUGGCCUCCCUGAGCGUGGGCUCCCCCUGCUGGUUCAGUGGCUAAGCUGCCCUCGGCGCUACUGAGACUGCGCCAAGAGAUGGGGGAGAUUGGCGACUGAAAGGUGCGCUCGCUGUCUGCGUUCUGUUUUCUCUCUUCUCCCUGUUCCCGAAAACCACAAGAAGGGGCCAUGGCGAGUCUAGACCCGCUCAGCCUCUCACCUGCUCCCAGACACACACGCGCGCCCUCAGACGUUUCAGCUCCGUGUGUGGUAUGCGCAGGGUUUUGUAGGGGGUGGGGGGAGACUAAAAGCAAAUAUAACUUAAAAUGAAAGUAUACUUUUUAUAAUUUUUCUUUUUAAAACUUUGUGAAAUUAUUUCAGAUACAUAUUUUAGUGUCGAGGCAGAUUAGUUAUAUAGCCACCCAAAAAGUAUUAUGUACAAUUUGGGGCAGUCACAAAAUUGUGUAUUUUAUGUUACAAUAAAGGCUUCCUCUGAAGGGA